CCGCUACGGCUUGGCUACCGCACUGCUACGAAUAACGAGCCUGGCGGCAUAAUCUGAGCACUCCCCAAGCCUGACGAGUGGCCCUUACUCUGUAAUAUCUCCGCAACCGGGCUGGGAAGAGCGUCAUGCUCGGCCUGCUCUUCUCCAGAUUAGUCCUCUCGGUCUUGUGUCUCGUCUUCCUCGUAGCUGCGCAGGACGCCCCUGUCACUGAGUUCUUUGAACGACAUGGCUCCUCGCACACCAACAACUGGGCCGUGCUGGUCUGCGCGUCGCGGUACUGGUUCAACUACAGACACAUGUCCAACGCGCUCGGAAUGUACCGCACGGUAAAGCGGCUGGGGAUCCCGGACUCGAACAUCAUCCUCAUGCUCGCGGACGACGCGGCGUGCAACGCGCGCAACAAGUUCCCCGGGUGCGUGUACUCGAGCUCCGCGAAGACACUCGACCUGUAUGGCGACAACAUCGAGGUCGACUACCGCGGGUACGAGGUCACCGUCGAGAACUUCCUCCGUGUCCUCACAGGGCGCGUGGAUCCAUCGGUGCCCCGCUCGAAACGGCUGCUCACAGACGACCGCUCGAAUGUGUUCAUCUACAUGACCGGGCACGGCGGUAACGAGUUCCUCAAAUUCCAGGACAACGAAGAGAUCAGCGCGUUCGACAUUGCGGACGCCGUCGCGCAGAUGUGGGAGAAGAAACGGUAUAACGAGCUGUUCUUCAUGAUUGACACGUGUCAGGCGAACACGAUGUACUCUAAGUUCUAUUCCCCGAACGUACUCGCGACCGGCUCGUCCGUUAUUCACGAAAACUCGUAUUCGUACGAGAAUGACCGGGAUAUCGGCGUAGCGGUCAUCGACACCUACACGCAUUACAUCCUCGAGUACAUGGAAGGCAUCAACAAGACGAGCCAGGCGACAAUGCAGGAUCUCUUCGAUACCUACGACCCGGUCAAGAUCAAUUCACACCCCGGCGUGCGCGAGGACCUCUUCCCCCGUUCACUUCGCAACACGCUCGUCACCGACUUCUUCGGUGGCGUCGCGCAAGCCGAAGUCCUCCUGCCCCCGCCAGCGCACCUCGAUGCCCCACCACCGCACAUCAAGUCCCCCGCGCCGCCUGUGCUUGAGAUGUAUGAUAAUACCAACCUCACGCAAUCUGUUGAGGUCGGCAUGCUGUCCAGUGCGCCGUUUCUCGCGGCGUUGCGGGACAGGCCAGAGUCUGCGUUGGGGGCACCCCUGGCGCGGGGCGCGCGCGCAUGGGCGUCGAGCACUGUUGUCGUACUGCUUGUGGGUUGGAUCGCUACCAGGAAAUGAAUCACGCAGGGUUUUUCCAAUUCACGCCACGGAUAAA
This is a messenger RNA of Trametes versicolor FP-101664 SS1, 1344 nucleotides long. Its product is annotated as GPI-anchor transamidase. Gene Ontology annotation, biological process: proteolysis; attachment of GPI anchor to protein; protein localization to cell surface. The record is from RefSeq and is a predicted model, not a curated record. Gene Ontology annotation, cellular component: GPI-anchor transamidase complex. Bases 126 to 1307 code for a protein of 393 amino acids. Gene Ontology annotation, molecular function: GPI-anchor transamidase activity. The transcript is spliced from 7 exons. NCBI's taxonomy places the organism in Eukaryota, Fungi, Basidiomycota, Agaricomycetes, Polyporales, Polyporaceae.